GAGCGAGACAGCGGGUAAUCUCAGGGUAAAGGACCACUCCAGCCCUGCGCGGUUGAUAUUAACAGCUGUAGGCUAUAUUUUCCAUGCCGGUGGGGUCGAAUGAGUGGGUGGAUGUCUGGACAGAACACAGGAAUUGAUCUCUUGAUUGGGUGGCUGAGCUGCGUUUGGGACUCCGGAGAAACGGGGUCACGUUGAGAAUAGCAGCCAACUCAAUGGAUUUCAUACGCGCAGAAUGAACCGCCAAAAGGGAAAGAUGGGACACCGACACGCCGGCGACUUUAUUGGGGUUUUGUGGAAUCGACGCAGCGGCACUAUGGAGAAUUUAUUCUAUCUGAGCGGCUCAGAAAGCCUUCGUGUCUUCACAGAGAUGAAGUUAUGUGAGCUGAGUUUACAGUAGAAUGGCCCUCCUCGGAUGGGACUCUGAGGGAAGGCGAUGGCAACUUUUCACCACAGCAACCCAACGGAUAGAGACAUCAGGAGAGUCCUCCAAAAACUUAUAAUCAUUCUAUCUUUGGGAAUCAUCUGUGUCUCGCUCUUCUACUUCUUCACGGGAUGCUGCGAGUCGGACCUAACGGAAAACUCAGUAUCGGACAGACCCGCCAGCGAUGACAGAAACCUGACUCUCUAUAACUACGUUGUAACGGUACAGGAUGAAGAUGGAUACCCAGGGCCCGGGGAGGGGAGCACACUGACGCCCGGUUUGGAGACUGAUAACACGGGUAAAGAUUGGAAGGCGACCCGGCGGUUACCCCAAGCCCUUAUUAUAGGAGUGAAGAAGGGUGGCACGAGGGCUUUGCUGGAGUUUCUCAGGCUGCACCCGGACAUCCGCGCGUUGGGCUCUGAGUCGCACUUCUUUGACCGGCAUUACGCACGAGGCUUGCACUGGUACAGGAGUAUGAUGCCCAAGGCCUUGGACGGCCAGGUUGUCAUGGAGAAGACACCGCGUUACUUUGUUACCGUGGAGACCCCGGGGCGUGUACACUCCAUGUCACGUGACGUGAAGCUGAUUGUGGUGGUCCGAGACCCUGUGACCCGGGCCAUCUCUGACUACACCCAGAUCAUCUCCAAGACCCCCCACAUCCCUGCCUUCGAGACCCUCGCCUUCAAGAACCGCACCAAUGGUGAGAUUGACUCUCUAUGGAGCCCUCUGUGGAUCGGACUGUACGCCCAACACCUGGAGCGCUGGCUGGCCUGGUUCCCCCGGGCCCAGAUCCACCUGGUCAGUGGGGAGGGCCUCAUCUCCGACCCGGCAGGAGAACUAGGAAAGGUCCAGGACUUCCUGGGCCUCCAGAGGAUUGUGACGGACAAGCACUUCUACUUCAAUAAGACUAAAGGUUUCCCCUGCCUGAAGAAGCCGGAGGGAAGCAGCAAGCCCCACUGCCUGGGGAAGACUAAAGGCCGAACACACGCCCCCAUCGACCCUGAAGUGAUCCGGAGACUGAGGGAGUUCUACAGGCCGCACAACCAGCGGUUCUAUCAGAUGGCUGGCCAGGACUUUGGAUGGCAAUGAGGACUCAGCAGAGUUAACAAGGUGAAACAUGAAUCCAUAGCAACAAAGACACCGAGGGGUGUUUGUCCGUCGGCUUCAGUUGGCACUCUGUACCUGUUACUGUGACUUGGGGCAAAGAGUAAUGAAAUAACCUCAUACUGUUGAUACAGAAGUGGCUCUGUGCUAGGAACUAAAUCCAAUGUUGAUAGACCUCUGGGUAGCGAGGGAAACAAAUAUCAGACAUUCCAUAUUGGUGACAGUGUGCUGAGACCAUCUCUAUGCUAGUUCCCUUUCAGCAUCUAAUAGAUGUUCAACAAAAAGAAAGUGGCACUUGAAGCUGGAAUCUUUAGUUGCUACAUCCAUUUUUGGAGUUGUAAAUGAAUGAUAUAUACCCAUUGAGUCUUGAAGAAUAAAACGU
Molecule: messenger RNA, 1907 nt
Organism: Oncorhynchus tshawytscha (Chinook salmon)
Lineage: Eukaryota; Metazoa; Chordata; Actinopteri; Salmoniformes; Salmonidae
Gene: hs3st3l
Product: heparan sulfate (glucosamine) 3-O-sulfotransferase 3-like
Exons: 3
Coding region: 434-1510 (358 amino acids)
Molecular function (GO): [heparan sulfate]-glucosamine 3-sulfotransferase activity
Source: RefSeq, a predicted model, not a curated record